Liolophura sinensis is the source of this 3002-nucleotide messenger RNA. RefSeq names its product large ribosomal subunit protein mL48-like. NCBI's taxonomy places the organism in Eukaryota, Metazoa, Mollusca, Polyplacophora, Chitonida, Chitonidae. The transcript is spliced from 7 exons. The coding region runs from base 58 to 615 and encodes 185 amino acids. The record is from RefSeq and is a predicted model, not a curated record. Gene Ontology annotation, cellular component: mitochondrial ribosome.
UUCUUGUACGCUGCCCGCAGAGCAGACGAACUUAUUUCGUCGAAAAAGAUUGCAGCGAUGUCUUUGACAAGGUCGCUGUGUCGCUGUGUGUGCAAGGGUUUCUCCAGAAGGAGUGUAAGUGCCAGAUCUAGCUUCCAUACUACCUCAUCUCAGAAAGGUAUCUUUGAGCCAGAUGAUGUGGGUCUUGGUCCUGAAAUACCAGAAUAUGGGACAUUAAAUGUACAGAUGAAGGGGUAUGAUUUCCCUACGCUGGAAUCAUAUGCAAAAUUUGUCCACAACUUGGCAGAGCGAUUGGGCCUUGAUGCUGAAUGCUGGGCAGUUCCCCCCAAAACAUCUCUAGUCCAAGUGUUCAAGCCAUUCUCCACACAUGUGGAGAAGGAGUACGACCUCAGCCUGUAUGAAAGAUGUGUGCAGAUCCAGGAUCUUUCUUCUACUUCCUUACCAGUGUUUUUAGAAAUAGCCAGAGCUAACAUGCCAGAGGGCAUCAAACUAACUAUAAAAGAGCCUUGUGAAGAAGAAGAGGAAUUUCGGUAUAUCCCAGACAAAGAACUGAUACAGCUCCAUGAGCAGCUAGACGCUCUUGCUCAGGCCAGAGAGGACAGGAAGAAGAAAUAAAAAACUGGCAAGGCUGGAAAAUGUGAAUCAUGGAGAACUUGUUAGGUGUGAUUGUGUUGUGACUCUUACUAAACCGUGUGUUAAAAGUUUGGUACUGACGGUGACCAUAGAAAAUAUCAAAGUAGACCUGAAUGGCAGUAGACAGGGAGAUUGUCUUGUCAGUCCAGUAGUAAAAUCAAAUUAAACCCAUCGACACAGGACAUCUUGAACUGCUGGCAGUGUACAUGUAUCUUACUACAGUACUGAAUAUCAGUGUCACUGAUAUAAACUUUUCUCCAGAUAUCAGUCUUUUGUCUUGUCUCAUAUUUCUACAGUGCUGAUAAAGCGGCAUUCACAUGGUACUGUUGUACCAGUUUUCACUAUUCCACAGUUAAAAUGUAUGAAUUGAAUCAGUGUUAUUUGAAAUGUACAAAUCCUGUGAUGUUGAUGAUGUCCCAGUUUGAUUCAAGAAAAUUGAUAUGACAAAUCAUGUUGUGUGAAUGUAGCCUUGGCGUGAUAAAUUUGACUUGUAGAUGUUGUAACUCAUGGAGAUAACUUCAUAGUUACUUCUGCAAGAUUACACAAUACACAUGUAGGCAGGGCUGUAAAGUGUAAUCCAAGCCAAUCAUCAUCUGGCAUAUUUCUCUCCUACAUGUACAACCAUUUGUAGGCGCCUGGCUCAAACACCUGCUGAUGAAAUACACGCCUGUGGUAAACGGUAUGACACGGUAAGGAAAGCAGGACAUAGGCUCUGUGCCACAUUUGAUUGUCAUAGAGAGAACUGGAGACUGAAGGUUCCUCCGUUCCCUGUUAGAGGAAAGAGUGUAAAACACUGGUUUGAAAGAGAUUUAAUGUAAUUUUUAACACGUCUAUUUAGGCCACGCAAAUGCAUCUCACUGUAGGAGGUUGGUUACUUGAUCAACAUAUGUAUAACGCUACUGCACUGUUGUGAGUCUCAUACCCACAACACCAGAAAUGAGAGACCACCAUGUCAUAUAAUAACACUAGAUCAGCCAUUACUUGUCCUAUCCUCUAAUACUGGCACAUUUGAAGUACCUGCACAUUGUACCAAGAAUGCCAGUUUCACAAGUCUUAGGCUUGACUCAACAUGAACUUGGGUCUAUCAUUUGCAAGGCUGAGGUGAAAAUUUUUGGCAACCACUCAAUCCCUUCGGCUACUGCAGUGUGGUUAUAAGCCAUUCUUGGGAGUCUGGGAACAGUUCAUAUAAAGCAACCAGUAUUACAAGUCAACUUUGUUUUUAUUUUAUACACUUUCCAACUGCCGUAAAAGGUUUUUAUAUUACUGUACUGUACCGGAAUCACUGGCUAGCUUAGUUGUUUUAAAAGGGAUACAGAAUCAGUUCUGGUUGGCUGGAGUGGGAGAUAAGCUGAAUUUUAUUUACUUAUUCAUUUGAUUGGUGUUUUACGCCAUACUCAAGAAUAUUUCGGCAGCCAGCAUUAUGGUGGGAGGAAACCAGGACUGAAUUUUAGGUACAACAGAUUUAUUCAAGACUGUAGAGGUAACACUAUCUCCAUUGUCAGCUAAUCAGCGUCAAUUCUGUAUCCCUUCAAGUGUCGGCUGGGCUUCUAACACCAGGCACAAGGAUCAUGAAGCAAUCUUAAACACACAAAUCAAAAUUUUAAAUUAUUUCUUACAUAACUAGGUCAAAGUAUUGGGUGAAAAUUUAAAAUUUCUGGGUAAGUUACUCGAAAACAAAUGUCAACUGAAAUAAUGGAAAGAAACAUACUAAAUUUAAUGACUGAAAUUUUUACCUAUGUCUGGGAUCACUUUGUGAUCCCAGGGCCAGGACCUUAACCAAGGCAGCAGUCUUUGUUAUAUCAUAUCUGGUGAAGGGCAGUAAUUUGACCCUUUGGGUCUGGUUACUUCCAACCAUAAAUCUAGCCAUUGUUGUCAGUUAAAAUAAAUUGGGAGCACAAUACUUAAAUAAAGUAAGUAAGCCUAGCGAUGUCUGCUGUUUUUAUGUACAAAAAAUUCUUUCUGCCACAGGUUAAAUUCAGCGCUAAAUGGUGCCUCAUGUUGUGAGGUAUGAGCACUAAUCUGAGCCACUAAAUCAAUGACAAAUCAUAGAUGACAAGAAAGAGGACUAUAAUAAUAUUAUCAUAGUUUAAUAAAAGAACCACUGUAACCCACUGUAAAUAUCGCUUUCGUGUAAUAAAAUAUUAAAUAAAUAUGCAAUUUCAUUGGUCGUACAGUUUCAUUCAGUACCAUAAUGUUGAAUAUAAUUAUGAUACAGAUUGCUUGUAUGCAUAAAAUACAUAAUUAUACAUUGAUUUUAUCAUCCAUUUCCUAAUAAUAAAUAGUAAAAAAAUGCUGGAAUACAAAGACUAGGUCACUAAAUUCAGACUUUGACCAACACACUUGUCUCAUCCCUUCAAUGAAGUUUCUUC